Molecule: messenger RNA, 1677 nt
Organism: Sabethes cyaneus
Lineage: Eukaryota; Metazoa; Arthropoda; Insecta; Diptera; Culicidae
Exons: 1
Coding region: 1-1677 (558 amino acids)
Molecular function (GO): zinc ion binding; nucleic acid binding
Source: RefSeq, a predicted model, not a curated record
AUGCUUCGUUCUCUCGGUUUGCAAUUGCAAGCUUUCGAUUACGCAACUCAUACCGACGACGUUGGUAUCGAGUGGCGUAAAUGGCUGAUGUCGUUUGAAACGAUGGCACGAGCAAGCCGAAUCAGCGACGACGAGUGGAAAAAGGAUUUGUUGCUGCAUUACGCCGGUCCUACCGUACAGCAGCUGUUCGAUACGUUGCCAGAUUUGCCGGGCGAUGACAUGCGUGGCCCAUUGAUAAAUGUAAACAAUUAUACGCCGAACAUGACAUGCUACGAGGAGGCUGUUGCAAAGCUGAAUGCAUUUUUCCUUCCAAAAGAAAACUCAACAUACGAACGACACUUACUACGGCAAAUGUCACAGAAAGCUGGCGAAAGUAUUGAUGCAUUUACAAUUCGAUUGCGUGUUCAAGCUGAGCGAUGUGGCUUCGGCGAUAAAGUUGAGGAAAACAUAAAGGAUCAAAUUAUCGAGAAAUGUGAGUCAACCGUUCUACGUAGAGAUCUACUCAAACUGGGUGAUGCUGACCUGCAACAAGUUUUGGGAACAUCGAAGAUUUUCGAAACAGUUGCCGUUCAAGAAAAAUCUUUCACCAGAGAACCUUCGAAGCCUGAAGCUAAUGAAGUGAGCAGAAUUGAAGUAAAAUCAUCCUAUGGUAACAAAAAUCGCUCUACGGAAUCAGUGCGAGUGGAAUGUCAUCGAUGUGGUUAUUUUGGACACAUGGCACGGGAUGAAAAGUGCCCGGCGAAGGGAAAAUCAUGCAAUAAGUGUAAGGGACGUGAUCACUUCGCGAAAAAGUGCCGCAAACGGAAGCAACCGAUGCCACCCGGUGCCAACGGUGAAGUUACCCCGAAGGCGGUUAACAGGGCAAGUGAUAAGGCCAGACAUCAAGGUUCCAGUAUAAUCAACCAAAUUGUUGAUACCGAGACGGAAUAUAUAUUCAACGUCACGACCACCGACAACGAUGGCGAAAUACAAUGUGAAAUAGGAGAUGUCGUUGUUUCGGCGGUAAUCGAUUCAGGGUCGAAGUAUAAUCUGUUGAGCGAAUCCAUUUGGGAGCAGAUGAAAUCUAAAAAGGUAGUUGUUAGUAAUCAAACGCUGAAGGUGUCCAAGAUCUUUAAAGCUUAUGGCGGACAGGAAUUAUUAGUCCUCGGCGCAUUUACUGCAACCAUCAAAGUGGGCGAACAAAUCACAUCGGCCGAAUUUUAUGUUGUAAGAGGAGGUGGGAAAAUCUUGAUAGGUCGCGAUACAGCAACGGUUAUGGGAAUCUUGAAAAUAGACACUGCGGUCAAUGAAAUUGACGCGAAAGACAAAGCUGGCCCUUUGGGAACCAUUAAGGACGUAGUCAUUGAUAUCCCCGUCAAGGCAGAUAUUGUACCAGUCAUUCAGCCGUAUCGACGCAUUCCUGUGGCAUUAGAAAAGCUGGUAGAUAAAAAGCUUGAUGAAUUAUUGAACCAAGGAGUUAUCGAAAAGGUGAACGAACCUUCCAAAUGGGUGUCUCCGGUUGUCGUCGUGCCCAAAGGAGACGACGUUCGCAUAUGCGUAGACAUGCGGCGGGCUAAUGAAGCGGUGGAAAGGGAGAAUCAUCCAUUGCCGACGAUUGAGGAUUUUCUUCCGGACCUCGCGAAGGCAAAAGUCUUCUCAAGACUGGACGUAGAAAAUGCUUUUCAUCAGGUGGGCUAA